AUGGCUCGGCAGCGCCUGGCGCCGGGAAGGGUAAAAAGACUUUGGAUCAGUGGCUUGAAGAAGAGGAGGAGGAGACGGAAUCUGAAACCGAGACAGAAGAGGAAACAGAUUCGGAGGAAAACCGAUUUCGAGGAAGAGGACUUUGAAGAAGGAUCUGAGGAAGAAUCUGGGGGAGGGUCUGAGGAGGAUAGCGAUGACGAAAAAACAGAUUCUGAGAGUGAGGCCGUGCAUCAGGAGGAACAGCAGUUACUUCAGCAGUCAAGCUUAAACCCCGAAUAUAUAGAUAAUGGACUCGGCCUCCCGGCCGUGGUGCUAGACCUCCGCUCUGCCUCCGAAGAGACCUAA
Messenger RNA from Penicillium maclennaniae, 345 nucleotides. RefSeq lists its product as uncharacterized. The coding region runs from base 1 to 345 and encodes 114 amino acids. The transcript is spliced from 2 exons. The record is from RefSeq and is a predicted model, not a curated record. Lineage: Eukaryota; Fungi; Ascomycota; Eurotiomycetes; Eurotiales; Aspergillaceae.